Pangasianodon hypophthalmus (striped catfish) is the source of this 4236-nucleotide messenger RNA. RefSeq names its product ankyrin repeat and SOCS box containing 1 (gene asb1). The coding region runs from base 1779 to 3005 and encodes 408 amino acids. Gene Ontology annotation, biological process: intracellular signal transduction; protein ubiquitination. Lineage: Eukaryota; Metazoa; Chordata; Actinopteri; Siluriformes; Pangasiidae. The transcript is spliced from 5 exons. Gene Ontology annotation, molecular function: protein binding. The record is from RefSeq and is a predicted model, not a curated record. Gene Ontology annotation, cellular component: ubiquitin ligase complex.
CCUAUAAAAUGUACACUGUAAACUGUUUUUUCCACACCCAUAUUGUCUUUGCUGUAUAAUAUGUACAUUUUCUUUGUAUCAUAGUUCACAUAUGACUAUAAAUUUUGUAGUGGAGUGAAAUAAAUGGCUACGUUUAAGUAAAACACUCGCACAUGCCCCGUUUUGUGGGAGAUGUGAGAUGUGAAAGACGUGAAAGUGGAGUUGUGAAAGUUUGCUGUUUGGUUGAUGUGAGCUAAACAUUAGUGGGGAAUUUUAAUGAUUAUUUUGGACAGCAUUAUUGUGGAAGUGAUUAAUGCGGGGAGAUUGUGUUUUUGACGAGUUCAUGUGAAGUCUUGGUGGCGUCUGGCAUGGCACAGUCACAUGCUCCACUACAGCCUGCCUUUGAAGGCUGAUCCAAUCUCACUUAACAAAAACAGCUUAAUAAUCUAAAUGCCUGUAUUACAGAGGCCUGAUUUUUAUUUUUCUGGCAGACAUUAAGACAGCUGCACAGGACUAACACACACACACACACACACACAUCCACCUUUCUCUUUCUCUUUCUCUUUCUCUCUCUCUGUGAAGCAUGUGGGGACCCUUAGACUCGUAUUGAGAAUUGAGACCUGACCAUUUCGCGUAAGAUUUUCGGAUUUGGAGGCUCUUGAAAUCCCGGGCACCUGGCUGAGAGGCUGCUAGGAGAAGUGAACGAACAUUAGGAUUAGGACUGAGUGAUUGGCCUGCAUGUGUUCCUUUUGUCUUUCUCCUCUCCUGCUGUGUGCCAAUGACAGGGGCAGCAGUCUCCAGCUAACCCUGUGGACAGAAACGUCUUCAUUACAGUGGACAAACUACAUCCAGCAGUUAAAAGCAGUUUAAAAUGAUUAUUUUCUCGAUGAUGCAUUAAGCAGGAGUAAAACAUGACUGGGAGUGCAGUUAUUGGAAAAUAGUAAAUGCCAGGGUUGUUAUCACACCAAAGUUUAUUAUGUUCCAAUAACAGCACUUUCCAAAUUGUUUUAUUCCUCUUAUACCACAGCUGUUUGUUAACAAUUACAUUCUUUUUUUAAACGUAUGAAACAACGACAUAUUUUUUUAACUGUUUAUUGCUACAUUUAACUUUGUGGAAGGUCCAUGAGAACAGUUACUUCCUGUUAUCACUUAUAACAGUUAUAAAGAGUUGUUCAAUCACUACCUUUUUUUCCUCUCUCUUUUCAAGUCAGUAAGACAAAAUAAAACACAGUUUGUCAUAUUACCAAGAAACAAGAAAAUGCAAUGUCGUCUGUGCUGAAGACUCUCCUGUGGCGGAAAACAUACUGACUUAAAAAGUGCUGACGCAAGAGACUCCUUAAUAUUAAAUUCUGUAAUAAAUGUCUUCGUAAAAUAACAAUGCUUUUUUUUAAAAAAAAUCUGUUUGAGUCUUGAUAAAUAAUAAUAAUAAUAAUAAUGUGGCACCUUCGCCAUACAAGUCCUUAUGAAUGAGCUGUAUUAGAACAUGCACAUUAAUAUUUGAAUGUGAUUUGAACAGUCAGAAUUACUGUCACAGCUGCCGUUAUAGAAACUUAAUCAUCCUCCAAUCAGAUUUGAGAAUUCAACAGCGCUGUGGUUAUAAUAUAUAUUUUUAUAUGAAAGUACCGUUAAUGUUAGUCUAUACAUUAAGCCGGUGGAGAGUGAGAGUAAAUGCAGCACAAAUUAGGUGUGAAAUUUUAAAACCCGUGUCUAGUGAGAGAUGAAUGGAAUGAAAAGUAGUCUAGUGUGUGUAUUCACUGCAGAAAAGUCUAUGUUUAAAAAGCUGGGUGUUCUUGCUCUCCAUGCUCCACUCCUUUCUGAGUGACACAUGGGCCCGUCCGACUGCCUGUUUAUUUUUAGAGCCCACGGCCCAGUGUCUAUGGUUCAGCUGUCGUCAGGCAGCGGUGAGGUACGCCUCUGCGGCUUUGCGAAAUAAACUUCCAACAAUGACAGACUCACAUCACCUACCACAGACUAACAGAGAGCAGAGCGCCGGACCGCCGUCUGACCGCUGGACACACACUGGACUGGGCAGUGACCCAGGGCAACUCUCAAGCCGUAAUCUGAAAGAAUGGCUUCAGGAGCAGUUCUGUGACAAACCUCUGGAGCAGUGUGAGGACAUGCGUCUGCAUAAUGCCGCCUACGUGGGAGACUUGGACACCAUCAAGAGCCUGUUGCAGGAAGACAGCUUUAAACAACGGAUCAAUGAGAAGUCGGUGUGGUGCUGUGGCUGGCUGCCCUGUACACCUCUGCGCAUAGCUGCUACUGCUGGCCAUGGCGACUGUGUGGACUUCCUCAUCAGCCAUGGGGCCGAGGUGGACCUGGUGGAUGUCAAAGGUCAGACAGCUCUGUAUGUGGCUGUGGUUAACGGACACUUGGACUGUGUUCGGAUCUUGCUGGAGGCAGGAGCAGACCCAAACGGCAGCAGACACCACCGCAGCACACCUUUAUACCACGCAGCCCGGGUGGGCAGGGUGGACAUCCUACAAGAACUGAUCAGGUUCAACGCUGAUGUGGAUGUAGACCACCAGCUGGGACCGAGGCCUCUGUUCAGUGCCCGCACCCUCUCAACAUUGGUGGUGUGCCCACUAUACAUCAGCGCUGCCUACCAUCAUUUACACUGCUUCAGGCUGCUCCUGGAGGCCGGAGCCAAUCCCGACUACAACUACACUGGCCCCGUGAGCCGUGAAGCGCUGAACAGAGGCCUGGCCUCCUGCCUGCUGGACGCUGUGCUUAGGCAUGGCUGUGAGCCGGCCUUCGUUAGACUGCUGCUGGAGCAUGGCGCUGAUCCACUACUCGUGCCAUGGGAGGAACCUGACCCCGAUGCUAUGGGAAGAGUGCGUGUCAACCCUGAGGCCCUAAACAUCUAUCAGGAGGCCAGGAGAUGUCCGAACAGGUUGACUCAUUUGUGUCGCAUAGCCAUUCGGAAGGUGAUGGGCAAACACCGGCUGAGGCACAUCUCCAGCCUUCCUUUGCCUGAUUCUGUCAAGAAUUUUCUGCUCCACAGAGACUUCUGUUCCCUUUCCUGAAGGAGGUGUGAAUAAAACCGAAGGCCCGAAAAGCUGUAUUAUGGCCUGUAACUGUACAAGGGACACUGGUAAGUUUUUGUGGGCUGGAGAUAAUGCUGAUGGACAGAAAAUGAUCUACAGUUCUUUGAGAUCCAGAAGCCUUUUGUCCUGUAUCAUGGCUUUGUUGUUACUGCAGUUGCAUUGCACUUAAGAUGGUGGGAGCACAUUCCCUAAGAAAGCAAACACUUCCGGUUUCAUAGCACAUCAUUCUGUAUGUUGCAUGUUGGUAAAAUCUCUUUGUUUACACAAAUAUACUUACAGUAGCAUAUUCUAUAAAAGUAAUAUAUUCACCUGGAUACACUGCAUAAUCAUGUUAUCUCUUGAAUAUCAUCUAGACUGAUGUCUGUAAGAGCAUUGGUAAUUUAUAUAUAAGAAAUUUUAUAUUUCUUUUUUUGUUUAUGGUCACUGUGGUGUAAAAGUCAAAAAGCUUAAUUUAUGAUUCUUUAUGAAAGGUAUUUAUAUGAUGCUUAAACAUAUUGUUAAACCUUGCCUAUGCCUUAAAUUAAAUUCAGAUGCCUGUAAUAAACAAUAUUAUCCCCACUGUCUGUGUUCUCGUGUGAAGAAAGCCAGUGAUCUCUCAUGUUUCAUUAGCCUGUGCUUAGCGUGUCUUGUUUUUCUUUGAAAAUCAUUUCUCUAAUAGUUUACAAUACUACUGAGGUUCAAGUCACAUGAAUAUGAUUCACAUUUUUGGAUUUAUGGAUCGUGUUUUGAAACUUAAUUACCAUCCUGUGCAGGAAAUGCGGAGAGCCAAACUUCCUGUAGGACCUAUUUACCAGCCACAGACUAUUCCUCACAGCUCUAAGAGUCUCAGUAGAGAUCAUGUUGAGGUCUCGCUGACAGAAAUAGCUCCUUUAUAUGAUGUAGGAUUCCUCGGAGGUUUCCAAGUAUAUAGCCUCCUCAAUUUCCCAGCAGCUUUGCUUAAGAUACCCACUGGGUAUCUGGGUAGAAAUUAUUUUGUGCUUUUUUUUAACUAUAAGUUUCAGUGUUGUGAGAGUGAAACCACAUAUUGUCAAAAACCACAAGCUGUAGAAAAAGGCAAGCCUGGGAAAUGUCUGGAUCUGCCAACAUAUUGCUGGCGGACCCCCGUCCCACUGAGAACUGCAGAUUGUGGAGGUACUCCUGCCAGAUGAGGAAAAGGUGGGAUUGUACAAUAACUAACAGAUGCACGCUUUCAAAUCUAAAGAUAUCAUCA